This is a messenger RNA of Carcharodon carcharias (great white shark), 1688 nucleotides long. RefSeq names its product 25-hydroxyvitamin D-1 alpha hydroxylase, mitochondrial (gene cyp27b1). Bases 1 to 1578 code for a protein of 525 amino acids. NCBI's taxonomy places the organism in Eukaryota, Metazoa, Chordata, Chondrichthyes, Lamniformes, Lamnidae. Gene Ontology annotation, cellular component: mitochondrial inner membrane. Gene Ontology annotation, molecular function: heme binding; oxidoreductase activity, acting on paired donors, with incorporation or reduction of molecular oxygen; iron ion binding. The transcript has 10 exons. The record is from RefSeq and is a predicted model, not a curated record. Gene Ontology annotation, biological process: cholesterol metabolic process; cortisol metabolic process; C21-steroid hormone biosynthetic process.
AUGACGGCCAUCAGUAGCAAAUCACUGCAGGAUGAGAAAGGUCGAAACGCUGAUAAGAUGAUUGCAAUGUCAUUAGUCCUAAAGGUGGUCAACCGAUUCCCUGCAUAUUGCAGGUACGUUGCAGAAAUGGUGAAAGGUAGCCUGUACAAGAAGCAGAAGACAAAGAGCUUGAGAACUGUGGCUGAGAUGCCGGGUCCUAGCGCUGUACAGUUUGCGUAUGACCUGUUCUUUAAUAAAGGGCUGGCUAGGUUGCAUGAGCUUCAGCUGGAGGGAAAGGCAAAGUAUGGCCCUGUGUGGAAGGCUCGUUUUGGGUCUAUCCUGACCAUACACAUUGCAGAUCCAGCAUUAAUUGAACAAGUCUUGCGACAGGAAGGGAAGCAUCCAGUCCGUUCUGAUUUAUCAUCUUGGAAAGAUUACAGACAAUACAGAGGACACGCUUAUGGGCUCCUCACUGCGGAGGGAGAGGAGUGGCAGAAGCUCCGCAGCAUACUCAGCAAACACAUGCUGAAGCCCAAGGAAGUGGAGGCAUAUGAUGGCGUCCUCAAUGGGGUUGUCACUGACCUAAUCUAUAGGCUUCGGCACCAACAGACCAAAAAUGAUGAUGGCCUGGUGAAGGACCUGGCAAGCGAGUUCUACAAGUUUGGAUUAGAAGGUAUCUCUUCAGUACUCUUUGAGACACGGAUUGGCUGCCUCAAGGCUGAGGUUCCCAAAGAAACAGAAGAUUUUAUACAGUCAAUUAACACCAUGUUUCAAAUGACGCUCAUCACCAUGGCGAUGCCAAAGUUUCUGCAUAAAAUCUACCCAGAACCCUGGCAGAAAUUCAUUGCCUGCUGGGAUUACAUGUUUGCUUUUGCUAAAGGACACAUAGACCGAAGGAUGGCUGAAAUUCAACAGAAAUUGGCAAGAAGGGAGCCAAUUGAGGGGAAGUACCUGACCUACUUCCUGUCGUCCCAGAAUCUCUCCAUGAGAACCAUUUAUGGCAACGUCACAGAAUUGUUACUCGCUGGUGUGGACACAAUUUCCAGCACAAUGUCGUGGACACUAUAUGAGUUAUCCAGGCACCCAGACAUUCAGGCAGCCCUGCACCGAGAAAUCAAAGAGAUGGUUGGAGACAAGCCUGUCCCCUCUGCUGCUGACGUGGCAAAGAUGCCCCUCAUGAAAGCUGUUGUGAAGGAAGUAUUGAGGCUUUAUCCUGUAAUCCCGGGUAACGCUCGUCUGAUUCCAGAUAAAGAUAUCCAAAUUGGAGAAUACAUCAUUCCCCAAAAAACCCUGAUUACUCUGUGUCACUAUGCAACCUCACGAGAUCAGGAAAUCUUCCCCAAUCCCGACUGCUUUCAGCCCAAGCGAUGGCUUCAUAAGGAUCAGAGUUUUCAUCCCUACGCAUCCAUCCCAUUUGGAUUUGGGAAGCGGAGCUGCAUUGGAAAAAGAAUUGCGGAGUUAGAGAUCUACCUGGCAUUGGCUAGAAUUGUAAUCCACUUUGAGGUGAGACCAGAGUUUAAGGGCAGCAUCGUAAAACCAAUGACUAGAACCCUGCUGGUGCCGAAGCAGGAGAUCAAUCUACAAUUUAUUGACAGAUGACUGUGAUCACUGUGAACAUUUUUAGCACUGUACUAAAAGAAUCAAGGGCCUGGAUUUUUCUCGUGUCGGGCGGGCUUGUCGGGAGUGGGCGGUGGCAGAGCCGACCGCCG